Messenger RNA from Phycodurus eques (leafy seadragon), 2278 nucleotides. It is a transcript of the gene ppat, whose product is annotated as phosphoribosyl pyrophosphate amidotransferase. The transcript has 11 exons. Gene Ontology annotation, biological process: purine nucleotide biosynthetic process; purine nucleobase biosynthetic process. Gene Ontology annotation, molecular function: amidophosphoribosyltransferase activity. The coding region runs from base 387 to 1916 and encodes 509 amino acids. Lineage: Eukaryota; Metazoa; Chordata; Actinopteri; Syngnathiformes; Syngnathidae. The record is from RefSeq and is a predicted model, not a curated record.
AAGAAACAAAGACCAACUGUUUUGGAUUACAUGAAGGCCACUUUGCCCAUUUUCUUCUGUUUUUUGGGGGGGGAAAACACAAUCGAUUCACUCGCUUCAGGUGAUUUGUUGUCGCACAACACGUCGAAAUUCUUGAUUCAAUUUAAGUUGAAGUAAUGGCGCUCGCCUUUAAAAACAAAACUGCGAACUUGUCUUUUUUUUUUUCUUCGCCUCUGACUGACUUUGUGUCCUUUUUUUGCGGGUUUUAAUCGACCGUGUCGUGUAAAGCAAACACAGCCCUGUUGUGACACGUGCUCGAGAAGCAAGAAUUGAGUGUUGUGCGCAUGCGCAGAUCGCUCUCUCGGCCACUUUGGCCCACCAGCGGCUAGCGAGAGGCGACAGCCAGGAUGGAGUUCGACGAGUCCGGUAUCGGGGAGGAGUGCGGGGUGUUUGGGUGCGUGGCGGCCGGAGAGUGGCCUACGCAGCUGGAGGUGGCUCAGGUGCUCACCCUGGGACUUGUGGCGUUGCAGCACAGAGGUCAGGAAAGUGCCGGUGUUGUCACAAGUGAUGGAGCCACUCCCCCGACAUACACAACCCUCAAGGGCAUGGGCUUGGUGAGCACCGCUUUCUCCCCCGAGGCGCUCCUCAAGCUGCGCUACGGCAACCUCGGCAUCUGUCACACGCGCUACUCCACCACUGGCAUGUCAGAGCUGCAGAACUGCCAACCCUUUGUGGUGGACACGCUGCACGGCCAGAUAGCGGUGGCGCACAACGGAGAGCUGGUCAACGCGCACGCCCUGCGGAAAAAGGUGAUGCGUCACGGCGUGGGCCUGUCCACCAGCUCUGACAGCGAGCUCAUCACCCAGCUGCUGGCCUUCACUCCUCCUUUGGAGGAGCUGGACUCACCCAACUGGGUGGCCAGGAUUAAAAAUCUGAUGACGGAGACGCUGACGUCGUACUCGCUGCUGGUGAUGUUCAAAGACGUCAUUUACGCCGUGCGGGACCCCUACGGGAACAGACCCCUUUGCAUCGGACGUGUGGUUCCCAUCUCCAAACUGCACAACUCGGGUGGGGGUGAGGCGGACACCGAGGGCUGGGUCGUGUCCUCUGAGUCCUGCAGCUUCCAGUCCAUCGGCGCCAAGUAUUACAGGGAGGUCCUCCCGGGAGAGAUUGUCCAGAUAUCCCGACACGGAGUCAAGUCUUUGAGCGUAGUGCCUCGUCGCGAGGGGGACCUCCCUGCCUUCUGCAUAUUUGAAUAUGUAUACUUUGCCAGACCUGACUCCAUUUUUGAAGGACAGAUGGUCUAUACCGUCAGACAGCGCUGUGGUCGACAGUUGGCCAUCGAGGCGCCCACGGACGCAGACGUGGUCAGCACCGUACCAGAGUCGGCAACGCCCGCCGCACUGGGUUAUGCCCAGCAGUCUGGCAUGCCCUACAUUGAAGUUUUGUGUAAGAACCGCUACGUCGGGAGAACCUUCAUCCAGCCCAACACCCGCCUGAGGCAGUUGGGCGUCGCCAAGAAGUUUGGCGCCUUGACGGACAACUUUGCCGGCAAGCGGGUGGUGCUGGUCGACGACUCCAUCGUCAGGGGCAACACCAUCUCACCUAUCAUUAAACUACUGAAGGAGGCGGGCGCGACCGAGGUCCACAUCAGAGUGGCUUCUCCUCCAAUCAAGUUCCCCUGUUACAUGGGCAUCAACAUCCCCACUAAAGAGGAACUCAUCGCCAACAAGCCGGAAUUCCAAGACAUCGCCGAUUACAUCGGUGCCAACAGCGUGCAGUACCUGACCGUAGAGGGGCUGGUGACAGCGGUCCAGAAAGGAAUCUCCUCCCUGCAGGGCAGCGAAAUGAUCGACUCCACAUACAAGUCGGGUGGGAGGGUGGGACACUGCACCGCAUGUCUGACCGGCAAGUACCCGGUGGAACUGGAGUGGUAAACUGGUGGGCGAGUCUGGUUACAUUUGGCACUCCAUCCUGCAAUUAAAAACUUUGUCCUUGUUACACAGCAGCUGAGUGCUUCUACUGACCUCUAGUGGUUGGAUUCUUUUGCCUUAUGUAAAUAUACCAUUAGAACAUUUUAGUUUGCUCCGUUUUAUAUGACCAGACUUACAUUUAUUAUGCAUAAAAAACACGCACACACAAACCAGCAACCAAAGAUUAUUGUUAUUAUUUUUUUUUAGACUAUCUGAGUUUUGUACUAAAUCGAGGGACCGUGUACAACGUCCCGGUGGUUCUGAAUAUGUUGCAUUAACAUGCUGUUUUGUUACACACGAAAAAAAUAAACACUGACUGAAUUCAU